Vanessa atalanta (red admiral) is the source of this 8078-nucleotide messenger RNA. RefSeq lists its product as uncharacterized. Lineage: Eukaryota; Metazoa; Arthropoda; Insecta; Lepidoptera; Nymphalidae. The transcript is spliced from 7 exons. Bases 99 to 6017 code for a protein of 1972 amino acids. The record is from RefSeq and is a predicted model, not a curated record.
UAGCCUUCAUUUCGUAUUUGUAUUAUUUACACUUACUAAAUCGAAUACUUAUAAUGAUAUCAAUAAUAUUGUGAGGUGAAAAAUAUUAUUUAUGCAAAAUGGAUGAUACCGGGGCAUCACUAAAGACUGCGGAGGGCGCAGCGGCUACUAGAAAACGCAGAUCAUCAAUACUCAAAAGCCAGCGACCUCCGCGGACGCCUUUUUCAGAGUUGGAAUUCAACGUAGCCACGCCCACGGACACCGCGAAGAGUCGACGUGUCAGUUUCUCACGGCGUACCGGCGUUGCUGAAUUUGUUACGAAUGAAGCAACAACGACUUGGAAGAACUUUUACGAAGAACAUAAUAAAUCAUUGGAAUCAUCAGGCAACGAAUCAGCAGCAAACGCAGGCCGUCAGGUCAUAGGGCAUAUCGGGAAGAGAAUAUUCGAUCAGCAGUUUGAGGAGGUCGAGGUCGUAGAUAUCGGUGGUACUCUACAAACAAAUACAGUACUUCAGGAGUUUCAAACAUCACUAAAUAAUGUUAAUUUAACACAGCAGCUAGCUGCACUCGAAUGUACUGGCGACGAUAGGAAGCUAACAGCUCCUGUUCAAAAUUUCGAUUUAAGUUCGUUCACUGAUCACCAUAGCAAAGUGUUUGGAGAUGAUUUAAGUAUUCCAGUGAUGAAUGAAAUGUCGAAUCAGAUUAAUAUAAACUUUUCGAAUCUACAGCCGUUAGGUAACAGUAAUUGUGAUGAUUUAGAUGAAAUGCAACGCGACUUGGAAAGGUCGAAUCCAUCAAAUGUUGUCUGUCAGGGUCCUUCUAGAGGUAGAAGGGAUCUAUCGGAGUAUAUCGAAAUUGAUCUAAAUAUGACUAAUGUUGGUGUCAGAAGUGAUGAUUGUGAUAUGUCCAUCACUGAUACAAUCCAAAGUCCGAAAGUUCAGGAAGUUAUGAAAAGUAAUACGUCGAAUGUUAAUGACGAUUGGGCGGUUGACAAAGAAAAUAUAGUCAUGAAUCCCUAUACAACGCCUAAGGAAUCACUAAACUUUGCCGUUAAUGAAGUUACUGAUGAAGUUCUCGUAUUUGAUGGAAAGAAACUAACAGUUCAGUCGGAGAAGAAGAAGGUGCUAGAUCUAGAGAGUCAAAACGCUUCAAAUAAUACACAAACUCCUAAUAAUGUUACUCCGAAGAGAAAAACAAUAGUGUUGAAUAUGAACGAUGAUUUACCUAAUUUCAAUCAAGAUGGUUCACUCAUGACAAGUCAAAGUUAUAAUGUUCCCAAAGAUAAUGCACAAGAAAAGAAGACAGUUAUAUACAAUGACUUCGAUUUGUCAAUAACGCAAUCGGUUGAUAAUAAAAUUGAGGUGCCGAAACGAAAAACGAUCGUAUUUGAAGACGAUAUGGGAAACAUAUCGAUCACUCAAGCUGUUCCUGCUAAAGUUAUAAUACAUAAAGAGGAAAAGAGAAAGACAAUACUGUAUGAAAAUGAUUUGACGAAUUUAUCAAUAACACAAGCUGUUCCCACGAACAUAAUUCAUGGUAACAAAAGUAUGGCAGAAAAAAGAAAAAGUACUGUCUAUGAUGACGGUGAUAUAUCUUUUACACGUGCGCUACCUUCGAAUUUAAUUUUGAAUGAUAAAGCUAAACCAUCUCAAGAUAAAACAGUAUAUUUUCAAGAUGAUUUAGACAUGUCAGUCACGCAAGCGAUACCACAGAACAUUAUAUCUUCAAAAGUUAAAAAUAUCGAAUACACUAAGAAUGAUUUAACUAAUCUUUCAAUAACUCAGGCUAUACCUUGUAAUAUAAUAAUCAAUGAAAUAAAGAAAAACGAUCUGGGCAAAACAAUAUUUUACGGUAAUAAUCUAGAUGCAGAUAUUGAAACAACGCAAGUCGUCUCUGAUGAGGCUGUUUUCAUCAAAAAGAGUAACAUUGAUAAAAGGAAAACGAUUGUCUACGAAGAGGACGCUGGAAACGUGUCUAUCACGCAAGCUAUACCCUCUAAUAUUAUAUUCAGUAGUAAAAAUAACGUUUCUGAUGUAAAUGCGUCGAAAAUAGAUACUAAAGCAAAAGAUAAUCUCAAAAACAUAUCAGCUUUCGAUACUGAAACUAUUUCUGAAGCUAUGAAGGAACUAAAUACUGAGAAAAGUUCUCCAAAACGUAACGUAACACUUUAUGGAGAUCAAGCUGAAGUUUCAUUCACAAGAGUUAUGCCUACUAAUAUUUUACAAUCGAAUGUUAAUGAGCAAUAUGACAUGGAAACGAUUUCACGCGAUAAUGAUAUUUCUAUGACACGUGCGUUGCCUACUAAUAUAUUGUUGUCAGCUGAAGAACAGGUUAAAACUGAAGAAGAACCAUUAAACAAAGAGGCUGAUGUUACUAUACCUAAGACAGAUCUAAAUAAAACAGAAAGUAAAGAUAUUACAAUUAAUGCAGUAGGUAAUAUAACGAGAAUGUUACAAGAAUCUAAAUUUAAUAGCAACGAUUUAAGCAAUUUAUCAUUAACGAAGCCGAUACCGACUGAAAUAUUAAAUAUUCAUAAUGAUUUUCCGCACAAGUGCGAAAUUGAUGCUGAUAAGUGCAUAUUCGAAGAUAACAAUGCGUCCGUCAAUCAAGAUAUUUUGAUAUAUCAGAACGCGGAGCAGAAUGCGACAGUAAUAAACGAAACCAAUCAUAGUAAUUAUCCAGUAGAAGAUUUAAAACAAAUCUCGUAUAGUUCCUUCAGUAAAAAUAAUGAUUCUAUCAGACAUGAUCAUACAUUAAAUCAGACUACAGUCGAAGAACAGUCCAGUGAUAGAUCUAAUACUUACAGCAUUAGGAAAUAUGUCCAUAAUGAGGAGGGACUUAUUGAAAGAGAAAGCUUGAAGGAAAUAGAAAUACUGCCAAUUUGCACACAGGAAUCCAAAGUUAUUCUUGCAGAACAAAAUUCUAAGCCCAAAAAGUCUAUUCUUAGUGAGCUCUUAGACAUGUCGUGUGCUUCGUUAAAUGAAGCAAAUAUAAGUGAAACGAAAGCGUUAACUGAAAACGAACGGAGUCCACCAGCGGUUGAGAAAGAAUCAAGUGAGAGUCUCUUUUUGAUAAUAAGAGACAGCGGAAAUGAUAUUAACGUAGCACAUAUUGGGGAAACUGUGAAUAGUAAAAAUGACAAUGAUAUGAGCAGUGAUUUCCAAAAAAUAUCCUCACAGCUACAAGCGCGCGAUACCGAAGAAUCUGAGCAGGAUUAUUUAAAACAAAAGGUCGAAGAACUUAAAAUAAUUAAUGAAGUCAAUACGAAAUCGUUAAACAGACACUAUGAAAAAGUAUUGAGCUCAGAUCUCCGAAAAAGUAUAGAAGACUUAGAUAAAUCUAACGUCACUAGAGGCAAAAAAUCUUUUAAGAAUGCGGAUGACACGGCUGAGUUGUUAGAAAUGCUUUCGGAUUUUACAGACGGACAAUCUGAUGACCAAGGAAAGAAUAAAACGUUAGGCUCAAUAGAAGUAAAAGGCUCCGAAACUCUAGUAAACAAAAGUAAGUUAGCGCGUUUGAGUUUCGUUCCAAAGAGGCAGUCUAUCGCGUUUAGUCGAGAGGACUUGCUAAAUAAUAUUUCAAUGGCUCAAGCCGCCUUACAACAGUCUCGAUUCGAAAUGGACGAAAGCGGAAGUACAGAAGACACACACGACUCACCCGAAGAAGAAGACUUCCAAAGCAAUAAAUCGCCAAAGAAAUCAGUACGAAUGAGUACAGAAGUAGUGAAAACAUUACAAUUUGAAGAAGACGAUUCAAUUGACGAUAACAGUUCGAAUGCAGUUGUAGAAAUAUCACCGUUAAAGAAAACAGCUUUCGGUGAAAGCGCAUAUAUGAAGGAAGACAAAGCGAGAGUUAUACCGACUUAUUUGAAGGAUGUCUCAGAUGGUAUUAAAGCUCUGAUGCACGAUUUGGUAAAGCCGAUGGCAGACGUUCUACCUUACGAGACAACUGAACUACACAAGGCCAAGAAAUCAACUUCAACGUGCAGUACUCAGAUACAAGCAAGCCUAGUGACUUCGAGUCAGAUAGAUAUUGAUGUGGAAUUACGAUCCACUGCGGAGUCACUUGAUAAUAUAAAGUCGAAUCAAUCCAUCGUGACAGAGAUAGCCAUGGGUAAAGAAUCCGUGUCUCAAACAUUGAAACAAAAUUUUAAUCCGCCUCCAACAAAUAUCCCCUUGGAAAUAAAUCGUUUGCCAAAAAUAGAAGCGAAAAUGAAUACUUUAAUAACCCAUCAUUCGAACGCUGGACCCGUUAUUGUAUUCGAUCAUCACAAUCCACUAAACAAUAUACUGUUAACUCAAACGGAAUGUACGAAAGUUCACAAAUAUAACCCAUUAUCGAAAAGUAUUUGCAGUGAAGAUGAUUCUGUUGAUGAUAUAAAUAAAAAUAAGAAAUCAGAUGUCGCGAGUGUUUCGAUGCACUAUAACGUGGAAAGUCGUUUAAGUCGUAACCAAUCCGUAUUACAACCUGGGGACGCGUGUGACGAAAGAACAAGCGAAUUGAUCAGUAAGGGGUCGAAUGUUAGUAAGCCUCUGUCUGUCAAUCGAUCGACCGAAGGCUUAGCAUUGGACAUGAAACAUACAGAAGUCAACACAGUUAUCGCUAUGAAAGUUAAUCAGGAACUUCUACAAACAAGUUCCUCAUUAACAUUGGUGGAUGAUGCACUGGCUCAAUCAGCGUUUGACCUGAAAGUCGAUUUGAUUUCUUCUGAUGAUGAUCAAAGAUCCUCACUAAAAGCUAUUUACAACAUGGAUACCGAUGAAGAUCAAUUACAAAAUAUCGAUCCAGACAGCGAAGAUUUCGAAAAGGAAGAUGUUAAUGAAAAUUCAACCACAAGAAAACGUAGCUAUAGUCCAACGAAACAAGACAAAAAUAGAGCGAGUCGACCGAACGUGGACAUCACUCCGAAACCAGUUAGCAAAAUGCAAAAAAUAUCGAAUAGUCCGCAUUUAAAGAGCAAAGAUCGAGAACAAUUUAGUAUUGAAAAAAGUCCCGAUAAGACGAAAUCCCCAAAGAAAAGGAACAGCUCCAGGCCAGAGGAAGUAAUAACUGUUCAACAAUUAAUUUCAGAAUGUUACAGGAUCACGAAAAUGGAUCAGAAAAAUAAACAUGCAAAUUUAAUAGAGAGUCCAUCGGUUACCUUAGAUACGGAAACGAUAUCGCCAACCACAGAGAGCGCGACGAGCGUAGAUACUGUGAACGUUAGUGCGAAAGAGAGGCAAGAUACGAACAGUGUCGAUACCCAAGCGGUUACAGUGGUGGGCAGCGAUGUGUCGCGUGUGAACUGGCAGCCUGAAGUCGUUGACGAGUUGAGCUCAAAGAACUUACUAGCUGAAUGUAGUUCGAGUGCCAAUGUUGUCGCUAAAAUCAACACUCUGCCGUUCAUGGGAAGCCGAGAGUGCGAAUGGGAGUCUUCAGGUGGUGACGUGUGGAUGUUCCGACUCUUGCGUUCCCGUAUUCGGUUGACUGUCCGUCUCGCUCACUCGCAUCACAACGCGUCUCGGUCGCGAGUCCGCGCAGAUACACAUCUAGUCGCUUUGAUGGUGGAUCCUGUACAAGAAGAGAGCGACCCGCUGGCGGCGCUGUGCGUGCGGCUGGCGGCCGAGGCCAUGCGCUACGAGUGCUCGCGCGCCACCAGCGCCGCCGACGUGCCCGCGCUGCUGCGCCGCUGCGCCGCGCUCGCGCGCGUGGCGCUGCGUUGGGGCCGCGCCAUGCGCGACGCGCGCGCCCGCCUCGCCUACUCCGUCACGCCCGACGGCGAGCUCACGCUCAAGGUGGCGAACGUGCCGCUCCGCGCAGUGUGGGAGGUGCGGCUGGCGGUAGAGCUGGUGGCGGAGGAGCGCGGCGCGGCGUGGCCCCGCGCGGGACACGUGCGCGCCGCGUCCGUGCUGUCCGGCUCGCGGGCCCCCUCCCCCCCGCGCCUGGCGCGCCUGGCCGACAAGCUGCCGCGUGACUGGGGACACGCGCCGGCCGUGCUCUGGAAAGUGUUCAAGUAUUUGAAGAAUAAGACGAGAGAGGAUGAUUUACUUGGGUUAUAAUUGUAAAGGUCGUCCAAGAUUAGCAUAUAAUUAUCUUAAGUUGUUAAAGACUGUAGUUCCAUUCCACAAAGCCUUAAGUGACAUGACUGGAAAUUAAAAAAUAAAUUCAAGAGGCAAAUGUUUACAAAGGUUAGGUAUAAUUGUAACUUGUGCAAAACUAUACUUGUUAUCUAUUUCAAACGCUGUUAAGAUACAGUUGGAAAAAAAAGAGUAUAUUUUUUCAUUUAAAUAUUUAUAAAUGCAACAAUUAAAGCUUGAAAUAAAAUAAAACGAAUAUAAAACCUCUUUAAACUUAAACAAAGAAGAACUAAAGAACGAUAAACGACUAAUGCUUCUACUCUACUUAUAGCAUACACCUUAUUUUUCAAACACAAUAAUUAAAAUAAGUAACUAAGGUCGUUGCGUUGUAAUUACUCAUAAUGACGUCACACUGGUCGAUUCCAUGAGGUCUCCAAGCUAUUUGAAACAGAUAAUACAUCUAUUUCAGUUAAAAACUUUUUUAAUCGGAAUCACGUGCAAAAAAAAUAUAUUUUAAAAUUAUAUUUUCUAUGUUACGUAAUUUAACAUAACAUUUAAUAAAUUUAGUUAAAAACUAUUCAACCAACUUAAGGUAAGUUUGGUAAGCAUUAAAAAAAUAUUGUCGUUAUAUUUUUGUUAGCAUGCCAUCUGGGAUAUGGGAUCAGUACGCGUUAUACAUAAAUAUUCCACUGAACUCCCUUAGUUCCGAUACCGAAUCGGCUACCAUUCAUAACGCCAUUUUUCCACAAAUCCAUAAUGGAUAUCACAUAUUAUUAACAUAGAUCUCGACCGAUUAAGCCACAUCAAUUAAAGAUCAAAGUUGUGAAUUUAUCUCUAUUCCUGCCUUUGAAAUAGGCUAUAGUUUUGAUAGACGAGUUGUGAGCACACAUAAGCAGUAGUGGGGGUAAGUUUGCGUAUGUACACUUUGGGCCAAAUUACAGUAUCUAAUGACAAGUCAAGACUCAAGUAUCCAAUAGACGCCAAGCAUCAUCUGAUGGACCAAUUACGUGCAGCCUCGGCGCCCCGACUCCUUCAUGAAUACAAAGAUAUCUAAAAUACUACUGGGCAAAUUAAGAUUGUGCUAACGACUCAUGCCAUUCACUAUAAGCUUCAUAAACCUAGAUGGUACGCCUUCAGAACGAAAAGAAAAAAAAAUGUAUAAAAGUAUUUACGAACAUUACAUUUAAAGAAAGAAUAGUAUAAAUUGCAUUAUUCCAUGAUAUAUACAAAAAAUAUUAAUAUUAAAACCUACUUUUCCUACAUCCCCUCCAUUCAUCCAACCCAAACUCUCCACCGAUUUCAUCCUAACAUUUUUAUAAGAUUUACAAUUAUAAUAAAAAAAAAUGUAUUGAUUAUUUUAUUUGUAAAGAUUUUUUUUUAUUCGAUUUACUGUUUUAUUCCAACAAUAACGGUCGUACUUGUAAAUUGUAUGUUUAUAUGUGAUGCUGUCCCCUUCUUUCGAAUGUCUAAUUAAUUAUGACGGAAAGAGCUGCGAGAAUUCGUGUUUGACUUGAAAAUCGGUGCAAAACGUUACAAAGUAAGGCCGUUAGUCUUUAAAAUAAUAAUAAUGAAUUUAUUAUAUUUAAUUCAAAUAUGGCGGGUCCAACAAAGUGACUGAUGUUCCUCAAUUAUAUAUGUAAAUAUUAAAAUCUUUUUGAACUGAAAUUUUCGCUUUUAAUUAUACGUAGAUAAAGCAGAGACAAUAGCAAAACAAUACCUAUAAAUUUAGUGACUUACGGAACAGGGGAAUGAUAAAUUUAAGUAGACACUGUAAAUACACGUUAUUAUUUGUUAAAAUUAAUCGUUAGGGUAAACUUUAAACCAAGCUGAAAUAUAAAACUCCCUCCUCUCUAUUGCUCAAUUUAAUACAACAUUAUACGCGAAUAUAUUGCGUUUGCGCGAACUACCUCUUCCAUUUUCAAUCAGGCGCUUAUCUGCGCAAACUAGUUUGCACUCGUUAGCGCGAUAUUUGCACGUGUAAACUUUAUGUAAGUGCAAUUAUGUGAUUAAUUAAAUUUCAUCAAAGAAAUAGAAGUUACGCUG